AUGUUAAAAAUUUGUUCUUUAUGUUAUAAUUCACUAACCCAUUUUCUUGAAUUUUUGUUUUAUACACAGUUUAUUUGUUCUUCAUCAUCUAAUAAUGUUCAACCUAGAUGGCUUGAAAAUCUUCUAGCUGAGAAAUUCUACAACGCUUGUUUAAUUCAUCAAGAAUCAAAGAAGAAUGAAAAGAAUGUUUAUUGUUUGGAUUGUUGUAUUAGUCUUUGCCCUCACUGUAUUCCACCUCAUCGUUCUCACAGACUCUUGCAGAUUAGAAGAUAUAUGUAUAAUGAUGUUAUAAGAUUAGAUGCUGCUUCAAAGUUAAUUGAUUGCUCUUCUAUUCAAUUCUAUAGAACAAACAAUGCAAAAGUGGUGUUUUUGAAAAGAGAAUCACCAAAGAAAAGCUCAAGCGGCAAUAUCUGCAUAAGUUGUGCCAGAAAUCUACAAGACCCAUACAAAUUCUGCUCACUCAAUUGCAAGGUGAAUCACCUAGUGCAUACAUUGGGAUCACUCUCUGGAUACCUUUAUGAGUGCAACUACAUGCCAUUAUCUGACUCCGGCCUAGAUGAUGGUGUAAUUAGUGAAAUGACACCCGACUCGGUUCUCGAACCAUCCGGUUCAAACCACACUUCAUCCGGUUCUGGUGGAUACGGCGUUGUGGAUUGUCAAGCCACCUUAGCUUGCACCGCAACUACUGAAGUUGUUCGCAAGAAAAGAACCGGUCUUUCCACUUUUCGACCACGUUGUCGGCCUGCAUGCUCGCCAGUGUCGGAAAUAUCAACUAAUAUGAUGAACAAGAGAAAGGGAAAUCCUCAUAGGGCUCCACUAUAUUGA
Messenger RNA from Trifolium pratense (red clover), 825 nucleotides. Its product is annotated as protein RGF1 INDUCIBLE TRANSCRIPTION FACTOR 1. Bases 1 to 825 code for a protein of 274 amino acids. The record is from RefSeq and is a predicted model, not a curated record. The transcript is spliced from 4 exons. NCBI's taxonomy places the organism in Eukaryota, Viridiplantae, Streptophyta, Magnoliopsida, Fabales, Fabaceae.